CUCCACGGCCGCCGUAGUGCAUCGGAAGCAGUAAACAGGAAGCCGGAGAAUCGUAGCCUUGGGUUGAAGAAGACCGAGAGUUCCUCGGGGACUCGCUCAGCUCCGGCCGUUAGAGCCACUUCCUCCUCCUCCCAGUCCUACGGAAGCUCUGCCAGAGGCUGCCACUUCAGCGAGCCGGGCCAUGGCCGAAUAUUCCUAUGUAAAGUCCACCAAACUCGUGCUCAAGGGCACUAAAGCCAAGAGUAAAAAGAAAAAGAGCAAAGAUAAGAAGAGAAAACGGGAAGAAGACGAGGAGACCCAACUUGAUAUUGUGGGAAUCUGGUGGACUGUAUCCAACUUUGGGGAGAUUUCAGGAACUAUUGCCAUUGAAAUGGAUAAAGGAGCCUAUAUCCAUGCACUGGACAAUGGACUGUUUACACUGGGAGCUCCACACAGAGAAGUUGAUGAAGGCCCCAGUCCUCCAGAGCAGUUUACUGCUGUCAAGUUGUCUGACUCCAGAAUUGCCCUGAAGUCUGGCUAUGGAAAAUAUCUUGGUAUAAAUUCAGAUGGACUUGUUGUUGGGCGUUCGGAUGCAAUUGGGCCCAGAGAACAAUGGGAACCAGUGUUUCAAGAUGGGAAGAUGGCUUUACUGGCCUCAAAUAGCUGCUUUAUUAGAUGUAAUGAAGCAGGCGAUAUAGAAGCAAAGAAUAAGACGGCAGGAGAAGAAGAAAUGAUAAAGAUCAGAUCCUGUGCGGAAAGAGAAACCAAGAAAAAGGAUGACAUCCCAGAAGAAGACAAGGGAAGUGUGAAGCAGUGUGAAAUCAACUAUGUAAAGAAAUUUCAGAGCUUCCAGGACCACAAACUCAAAAUAAGCAAAGAAGAUAGUAAAAUUCUUAAAAAGGCUCGGAAAGAUGGAUUUUUACAUGAGACACUUCUGGACAGGAGAGCCAAAUUGAAAGCUGACCGAUACUGCAAGUGACGUGGACAUUUUGUGUAGCUUUGGGUUUUUUUCUGUGGUUUUUUUUGUUGUUGUUGUUUCUUUCUUUCUUUGUCUCCUCCCUCCCUCUCUCUCUCUCUCUCUCUCUCUCUCUCUCUCUCUGAAUAAAAAUAUUUGAUAUAAGUGCUUUUACAGAGUUCUCGAGUCCUUUUGAAACUGUUGCUAAAUUUAGUUUCUGGUUUGACCUGGCUGGUCAUGGUUAACGUUGGCCCUUCACGGGAUUUACUUUUCAGGUAAGUGUACCCUCUUAAGGACUGCAGGACUCUUUAUUCUCUGAAUUCCUAUCAUGUUACUCCAGGACACACAUUCCCGGCGCUGUGGACUCUUGACUGCUGCUGCACUGCCUGUCUCUUCUCAGUCCAUGUUUGAUCCGUACAUUUAGAGGACGUUAGAAACUCUAUAAAGCUAAAACGAUGGAAGCUUGGGAAUGCUGAUUCUGCUGCUAGUGAAGGAGGCAGUGGUAUGAAUCAGCGCAGUUCAAGAGGGAGAGCCAGGUGUCGAGAGAAUAACCUCUCUGAAAUAGACUUUCAACUGGGCUGCUACCCGGAGGUGCUGCCCACAGUCAGGGUGGGCCUUCCCACAUCAGUCAAGGGAACCAGGACAGCUCUCAGGUUAUGUUCCAUGCCUCUUAAAAUCAAGACAGUAUCCUGUCUGUAAGCACAGUACCUAGUGUCCACUUUACACAGGAGCCCUUGCACCGAAUGGAGCCCACCUUAGCCCUCGCCCCAUAGCUGGGGAUUGCCUCGCACUGUUCUCCCACAUCUGAGUUAUAGACGGGAAGCCAGAUCUUACAUUCACUCCAGGCUUGGCUUUGUGAGGGACAGCAGGAAGGGUGCUAAUCAACCUAUUUCCACAUGGCAGCCGUCUGCCACAACCAGAAAUCAUCAAAACUAAAGUGCCUACAUUUCAAGGCUGUGAAAAUCUGCAGGCUAACAUAAUCAUCUGGUCUUUUCCUCUCUCCCAGCACAACAAAUAAAGCAAUAACUCAAAGUUACAGACUAAAAUGGCCUAGCCCACCUGUGGUUUAGUAUAGAUUCCCAGGAACCAUCCUUAGAUGCAAGGCUUAGCAAAUUGGGGUAUUAGACCCCAAUUCUACAUGCUAAGAAACUCCAAGUAAGUGUGAAGCAAGUGUUAGAAAGCACAUUGGUGGAGGGGGUGAAGAUGCUAAAAGAUGGAAAGAUUCCUCAUGUUGCAGGAUUGGCAGAAUUAAUACUAUAAAAAUUGCUUGUAUUAUCCCAUGCAAUCUAGGGAGUCAGUACAGUCCUCCUAAAAAUCCCUGUGAUAUUCUUCACAAAACUAGAAAAUGACAGUCACAAAUUUGUAUGAAAGCAUAAGACUGACUGUACUGCAGCCCUUGGCACUAUCACAAUACCCAGUCUCAUACUGCAGAGCCAUAGGAACACAACAGUAUGGUCCAGACACAGCGAAAGACUAUGCCAACAGAGAACAGAGCACUAGGAAUUAACAUGAGUACAUAUAGCCACCUACUUUUGACAAAGUCAUUAAAAACACUUGGAAAAAAUACUGCCUCUUUAAUAAAUGAUUCUGGGGAAACUGGAUUUCCACAUUUCACGUCAUUUGCCCUUAAUAAAAGUCAAAAAUGAAUUGAAGCUCAAAGACCUGAAACUGAAACCACUAAGGAAAACCACUUUAAAGAAUUUUUUGAAAAGGAUUCUAGUACCACAGGAAAUAACCCAAGAAUUGAUAAAUGGAAUUAUAUGAAAUGUGAAGUUCUGCAGAGCAAAGGGUCAAUCCCCUGUCCCUGUGAAGAGGGCUUACUGCGUGAGGGGAAAACAAAAAGCACAGCCAGCUGUACAUCAGACAGGCUUGAUGGCUACAAACACCUCAAAAAUGAUACAAGUCAUAUGUGGAGAAAAUGGAGUGACUACCUAAAUAGACAGUACUCAGAAGAACACUGCAGGUGGCAGGUACAUACUUGGAAAAUAUUCAACAGCCUGAACUAAUAGGGAAAUGCAAAUUAUAACAACUUUGAGAUUCCAUCUCCAGUAAAGCUUACCAUGAAGAAAGCGCACUGCAGACGAUGUGAGGAAAGAGGAGCCUUUAUACGCCAACGAUGGGCAUGCAGACUGAUGCAGCCACUUUAAGAAGUCAUGGGAUUAGUGGUUAAACACUCUUGUUGCCCUUGCACAGUACCUGGGUUUAUUCUCCAACAGCCACCCGCUGGCCAAGGACAAUCUGUAACUCCAGUUACAGAAGAUCUGACACCUGGCCUCUGGCCACUGUGCACACCUAAAAGGACAGACAGGCAUGCAAACAAAACACCUAUACCUAUAAAAAUGCACAUGCUGGGUGUGGCGGCAUACAUUGCCAGCAAAGGCAAAGGUUGGUGGAUCUCUGAGUUCUCUGCCAACUUUAUUUACAGAGGGAGUUCCAGCACACCAGAACUAGAGAGGGAAAUGCUAUCUCAAAGUAAUAAUUAACCUUUUAAAACACUAGUAUGGCGGUUCCUCAAGAAACUGAAAGUACAACUACCAUGAUUUGGCCAUGCCACUUAGUAUGCACUUGGUAUACCCCAGCAACUAAGCAACCUGCCAUGUAGACCAAUACCUUCACACCCAUGCUCAUUGCUUCAGUAUUCACAAUAGCCUGGAAGCUGAACCAGCCUGUGUACUCGUCAGGAGAUAAAACAUGGUACAAAAACACUAUGGAAUUUUAAACCGCCAUAUAAGAAAGUGAAGUCAUGACAUUUGCAAGAAAAUGGAUCCAAAUGGAAAUCCAUUUAAGUUUUGAAAUGAGUCAUAUUUGCACAAAUACUACAUGUUUUAAAAUGCUAGAUUUAAAUUUAGAAUUUUGUGUGUUUGAAGGGGGUGUCGUGAAACAUCAAUGAUUAUGAAAUGGGAGGAAGAGACCAUAAGGGAAGUGGAAAAUUAAUGGGAUACUUGUAAUAGGAAAGCAGAAAGUGGAGACUACUAGGGAUAGGAUGAGAAAGUACAAAGUAUAAUAAUACAUAUGAAAAUGCCAUGGUGAAACUGAUUCCUGUGCUAACCUAAAAAUUAAUUUUAAAAAAGAAAACCAUUUUGAAAACUACCAUUAAGACAUUAAAAGCCAGGCUCUGAUUUCAAAUACUUCCUUGGUAUUCAAGACUAUGCCUGCUGACUGGGUUUCCUGGAAUAAACAUUCCAUCUGUCUGCCCUUCUGUAUAUAAAUAGUGUGUUGUUGGGCCCUUUGACAAACUUGAUCCUCCAUUUUCCUACCCUUAUUACAAUAAGUAGACCUAAAUACAGGUUCUGAGAAGAUAAAAAUUUAUACUAUAUUAGAGAGUAAAUAUACCAGUGAGUGUGGGCAACAAAUGUAGAUGAGAUAUGCCUGGUUAUCUAUAUCAGUGCUGCUAGAAUAGGAAAGUCAGUCUGGGAGAGUGAGUGGCAUAGGUUAAAUCAAGUGUCAGAGAGCACUAGCCUAUCACACAUGCCCAAGGGCAAAGAUUCAGCCCCUACUUGUAGUGUGGAAUGAAGGCAUUUAAGUGGUCCCUUGGUGCAUUUCACAUCUCAGGUUAUUGUGAGGGAUCCCAUUUAAAGCAUUACAGAAAUCCCUGACUAAGUACUGUCCUAGAGCUGUAACCUUACUAGAAAUAAGAUAAGACACUGACCUGAGAAACACUGCUCACAUUUUUCAAAUGAGGUUAUAUCUAGUCUGAAUUUCUAGAAAGUCAUUUGGGGUAUAAAGACUUACUUCUUAGAGGAAGCAUAUUUGUAAUAUAAAAUAUUUCUAUUGAAAAUAAUACUUUACUCUGAAAUCUUUACAACUACUAAGUAUUAAAUGUUUAAAAAAAGAAAAAAAGAAAAAAAAACAGGUACCUGAAAUCCCAGCACUUGAGAGGUUGAGCCAGAAGGAUCAGAAUUCAGUCUGGGUUAUAUGAGAUUCUUAUCUCAAGCAAAACAAAACCAUCAAAUAUUUAGUUACUUAUUAAGAUUGUUUCUACUUUUAACCCUUUAGGGUCUCGACAAGGUCUCAAAUAACUCAGCUAAACUCAUAUUUGCUAUGUAGCAGAGGUUGGUCUUGAAUUCCUAACCUUCUGCUUCUACUUCCCAAGUACUGGGGCUGGGUUGCAGUCACGUGCCCCCAUGCCUGACUUACAGCGUCUUACUUAAACUGAAGUCACUGGGACUGAAGAUGUGAGCUAGUGAGAGGGAUAAGGGUUAGGUUUCAGGUUGCUGUGGGGGAGCAUUGCCGAGAUGCUGUGGUGAUGGGGGUGUGUGGAACCCAUCCUGACAGACAAGGACAGUAAGGUGUGUCAAAACCAGUAUUUGGAAUCCUAUAUGAUUCUCCAACUUUGAGUGCAUAGGAAUGAAAGUUGAACUCAACACUAGAAAAAAAUCAGAAGGGGCAUUAUGUAGAGGGGGUAUAGAGGAGUGGUUUUUCCAAAGGAUUUCUUUAGGAAACUUAUGUUCUGUUUGUUCUUCUGGAAAUAGAUUGUUCUUCCUGCCUGUUUUCCAUGUGGCUGGCAUCAGAGGUCUAAGAGUCUAUUAUUAUUCUUUCUGUAGUCUGUCCCUACCCCUCUGUAACUGUACUCAGGAGCUGAAAGGAAUCAUACUCAUAGCCCCUCUAUUUCAUUGCUUAGUGUCACACACCAAUACUAAAUGCAGUGGCAUUUUCUUUUCUGGGAUUCUCAUGCCAAGUCAAACUCUAGAGAUAAGGAAGUUUUCACACCAGGUCUUCCAUCCCCAGCAGUAUGGUAGGUUUCAUACCAUGUAUGACACUGUGCUGGCUAGUUUUGUCAACUUGAUACAAGUUAGAAUCUCUGGAAAGGAAGGCACCUCAAUUGAGAAAAUGCCUCUCUGAGAUCAGGCUGUAAGGCUUUUUCUUAAUUAGUGAUUGAUGGAGGUUGGGGGAGGCAGCUCAUUGUGAGUGGUGCCACCCGUGGACCAGUGGCCCUAGUUUCUAUAAGAAAGCAGGCUGAGCAAGCCAGUAAGCAGCACUCCUUCAUGGUUUCUGCAUCUGUUCCUGCCUCCAAGUUCCUGCCCUGAUUAAAUUCCUGCUGUGACUUCCUUCAGUAAUGAACAGUGCUGUGGAAGUAUAAACUGAGUGAGUCUUUUCCUCCCCAAGUUGCUUUUGGUAAUGGUGUUUCAUCACAGCAACAAUAACCCUAAGACACACUUCCUAUUCAAACAACUAGUCUAUUGGGAUUAAGUGUUUACAUAUAUCUGGCACCAAAGCAUAGAAUGUAUAGAAUGUAUAGAGCCCAGAAAGAUAACAGGAAUCCUUAGGGAUGAAUGAACACUAGGCAAGAUUACACCGGAGAGCCCCACCCAACACUGGGUUACUUGAAACAUUAAAAAAAGAAAUACCAGAGAUAUUUCUAAAGAGAAUCAGUGAGUAUAAUGGCUACAUUUCUGGGAAACCAUGAAUAGGAUAAGCUCCAUAAGCAAUUCAAUCAUAUGCCUAAACCAAGUCCCAUAUUUAAGAGGCUGAAGAGAAAGAGUUCAUGAACCUAUAACAUGAGCCUGAGGAACACAGUAAUACAAUGUCAACAAAACAAAGAGAACAUUUAAAGUUUCCUGGCUUAUGCUAAGAAUAUGUAUGACUCAGUGGGAGAUCCUGUGAUGACUUCCAAGCCAAAGAAGCAUGGAGAAAAUAACGAGAAUGCCUGAUAUAUAUCCUAUUAAAGUAUAGAUAAGAGAUGUGAAAGAAACAGUAGAGAUAGCAGCUAGGAAUUUUUCAAAAAACAAAUCAUGGCAUACCAGAGAAAUCCAAAUACAAACAUCACAUAUAUACAUUAUGGGAAAACAAUUUACUCGAAUGUUAAAGUCAGAAAAUGGUAAUAAUAGGAAAAUUUUAGCAGUUUAGGUGGCUGUUGGAUUUUUGCCAAGAACCAGGAAUCUAAAGGAGAGCAAGAGUAUCAUCUGUAAGUUGAGAGAAAACAGUUGUCAAACCAAGUGUCUCCACUUUAUGAGAUUGUUUCCCAUUUCCAGGAAAAGACUGAAAUAAUCCACACUAGAUAGUUACUGACAACCCUGCUGAUUAGACUUUUACAUUUUCCCAGUCCUUUAUUAAUGUCCAAACUAGAGCAGGCUCACCUCUGGAAAGUCUCGGCAUGCUUACACUCAGGGGUACAAUGUUUUUAAGGACAAACUAUAAUUACAUCAGUGCUGGGGAUGGGUGCAGUCUAUAGUGAGGAUCUAGAGUUGCCUCGUAACUUCUGCUUUCUUUGCAAGACUCAGUGGUAUCUUCCAGACCUUCUGGAAUAUGUUUGGACCAUAGUCAAGAUCAUGGACAAUCCCAGAAGUGUUGCCAAAGUGGCUGUGGCAUUGGGGGUAGAAGGCUAGAAAGUGAUCAGGCAGGCACAAAAUAACAUUGGAACAAGAUGUCUUAGUUGAUCCAAGAUUUAAAAAGGAGAGAGAGAGUUAAAGCAAAAGACUAGAAAAGAAGAAAAGAUGUAAAAAGAAAAACUAUCAAUUAGUUAAAAGUAUGGGCUAGGAGUAUGUGGGGGUUGGGAAAAGUCAUGAAGAUUGGAGCAGAAGACCAACCAGAGUUAUAUGAGUUCCAGGUCAGCUGCAGGUUUAUAGUAAAACCCCAUCUCAGUAUACCAAGAAGAAAAGAGAAAAGGCAAGGAAAUAAUAAAUAAAGCCUAGGGAGAAAGAAAAUGGUCUCAGAAGUCAGGUUAGAGAUAGGAAAAAAUCCUUUUAAAAUAGUGGUAAAGCUAAGUAAAACUGCUUAUAUAUAAAAGAAUAAUAACGCUUCAUUUAUAGAAGGGUAUAAACACUUAAGUACUGUAUGAAAAACCAACCAACCCCUGGUGAAGUGCUUGCUUUGUAAGCAUAAGGAUCUCCCAGAACCCGCGUGAGAACAGCUGGGCAUUGCCAGUGUUGUAUCUGAUUGUAACUUCUCAAAGUGAGCACCAGACAUAUUACAGAAGAAAAACAAGAAAGCUAGGCAUACAUCAGCCAUGAGAUGCAUAAUGGUCCUUUACACAAAACAAAGAAAAUGGAUACAUAAAAAGCUGCAGGAGCCAGGCAGUGUUUUACAACUGAGAUAGGAACAGCCCUAUGUAAAACCAGCUAUUCACAGGAGCCAGGUGAAAGGUCUGGUGCAAUGCUAGUCUAUUGUUAAACCCACCACCAGGGCUCCCAUAGUAAAUACCUAAUUAUGCUAUUCUUCUGAGCCUAGUGAAAAACAUGUACCAGGGGAAUUCUGUUCUACCAACCCUUUCAUGAGUACCAACCCUUCAGCUCCUCCUAAAACCACAACCCACCUUCUUUCUACUGUCAUGUAAUGUAGGCUGCCAUUCUGUCUGCAAUGAGAAUUUUAAGUUUACUAUUUUGAACUAGCCCUGAGAAUACUAACUUAUCCGGCAAACUGUGAGAUGCCUGAUUUCUAACUGUCAACUCUGGGGCAUUUCUGGAGCAUUUCGUCUGGAUGGAUAACAUUCUUACGAAAUUCCAAGCCCCAGGUCAGCUCAAGGACUGCCUAGGACGUUGGUGAAGGCCAGGGAGUAAAGUUCAACCUGAUUUAGGUAUCUGUAAAAUCAUCUUGGAGGCACCUAUGACAAUACUGAAAGAAAGCACACAGAUCCAUUCACUGACUAACAGGUUUGGAGCAUUUGUGCCAAGGUUCCAGGAGACUGAGUUUCCCUGAAACAAUUUGCUUCUGGACUUCGUCCAAGCUUUUGGGCCUGUCAUGCAGUCUUUACUGGAGUGGGUGUGGCGGGGCAUUCUGAGUGGACUCAGGCAGAUCCCUAGAGUCCCCUGACCAGCCAGCCACCCUAGCCUACUUGUUGGGUACCAGGCCAAUGGGAAAGCCUGUCUCAAAAUAGCAUCUGAGGAAUGACCCUCAAGAUUGCCCCAUGGUUUCUACAUACAUGUACACACACAAGACAUGUACUAGCACACAUAAUGUGCA
Mus musculus (house mouse) is the source of this 8833-nucleotide messenger RNA. It is a transcript of the gene Frg1, whose product is annotated as FSHD region gene 1. The record is from RefSeq and is a predicted model, not a curated record. The transcript is spliced from 11 exons. Bases 182 to 958 code for a protein of 258 amino acids. Lineage: Eukaryota; Metazoa; Chordata; Mammalia; Rodentia; Muridae. Gene Ontology annotation, cellular component: Cajal body; nucleolus; catalytic step 2 spliceosome.